CUUCAUUCGAAAUUCAUUCGGUGGAGAUCAGCUGAACACCAAGGGAAGGGGCACCGCUGGUAGUAGGGCAAAUAAUUUCGCUUCAGUCUUGCUAGUCUCUAAAUUUUCUCGACGAGCGUGUAUUACAUGGAACGGCUUCCCUACCACAAAACUUAGGCGCAGACCGAUUGCGACUUUCAGAUUUAGUGGAUGACAGAAACUUCAGACGACUGAGUGAUAAGAAUGGGUCAGGGCUCUUAUACUUAUGUGGGAGGAACCCCCAAAGAUACCGUAGAACUCAGUAUCAAUGGCGUUGUUUACACCGUCAACGAAGAAGUGCCCCCUGAGACGUCGCUCAACGUCUUCAUCAGGGAUCACGCCCUUUUGCGGGGCACAAAAUUCAUGUGCCUCGAGGGUGGGUGUGGGGUUUGCAUUGUAGCAGCUGAAAUUCACGGAGAAACUCUGUCCGUUAAUUCUUGCCUCGUACCUGUCCUUAUUUGCAAUGGAUGGAAGGUCAAGACUAUCGAGGGCAUCGGCGGUAGGAAACAGGGCUAUCACAAAAUUCAAGCGACACUUGCCGGUAUGAAUGGGUCUCAGUGCGGGUAUUGCUCACCUGGAAUGGUCAUGAAUAUGUACAGCUUAAUGCAGGGCAGACAAUUAACGAUGAAAGAAAUCGAGAAUUCAUUUGGAAGCAAUAUCUGUCGUUGCACCGGUUAUCGUUCGAUUCUAGAGGCUUUCAAAGGUCUAGGAAGUGACGCCGACCCCGCGAUAAUGCAGAAGAUCCAAGACAUCGAGGAGUUGUACAAAUUGAAAAAUUGCCCGAAAUCGGGAAAGCCGUGCACAGGUGUUUGCAAAUCGUCAGAGGAACCAUCAAUCCUGGAGGAAAUUAGUAUGGAAUUCGGGGACGUGAAAUUUCAGAAAGUCCUGGAUAUUGAUAGCUUGUUUGCAGCAUUCACUAACAAUCCAAAAUCAACUUAUAUUCUUAACGGGGGCAACACAGCGCACGGAGUUUAUCGGCUGCAAAAACCCCAGCUGUAUAUUGAUCUCAAUGAUAUCAGCGAUCUUCGUAGGGUAGAGAAAACGGCGGACAGUCUGAUUUUCGGUGGAAAUGUCUCUUUAACAGUCAUCAAGAACAGUUUUAUCAAAUAUUGUGGGGAGCCAGGCUUCAAUCAUCUGAGACAAAUGGCCGAUCACGUGGAUCUCAUUGCCCACAUUUCAGUGCGCAAUCUCGGUACAUUGGCUGGGAACUUGAUGAUAAAACACCAGUACAAUGAGUUCCCAUCAGACAUGUUCCUAAUUCUGGAAACGGCUGGAGCUAAAAUACACAUACUGGAAUCUCCUGGAGAGAAGAAAGAAAUUAAUUUUAUGGAUUUCAUCAAGAUGGAUAUGAAUCACAAGAUUAUUUACAGCGUCGUGGUGCCAGCAUUGCAGUCUGAACAGGUGUAUCGCUCUUAUAAGAUAAUGCCGAGGGCGCAGAAUGCUCACGCUUUAGUGAAUGCUGGGUUUCUCUUCAAGCUUGAUGCCUCUGGGCUAGUGCAGACCCAGCCCAAUAUAAUAUUUGGGGGUAUCAGGCCCGAAUUUCUGCACGCAACUGCCACGGAAAAAUAUCUGACUGGCAAGCGAAUACUAGACAAAAAUGUGCUGAAACAAGCGCUAGAAACGCUGAAUUCAGAGCUGAAUCCUGAUUCGGUCCUGCCUGAUUACUCCCCAGAGUUCAGAAAAAAUCUGGCGCAGGGAUUGUUCUACAAGUUUGUUCUGAGUUUAAAACCGGAAACAGUGGACGAGAAGUUGCGGAGCGGUGGAACUAUUCUAGAACGUGACCUUUCCUCCGGAAGAGUGGAUUAUGAAACGGACAAAUCACUUUGGCCGUACAAUGAACCACUUCCGAAGACUGAAUCUAUCUAUCAGACAUCUGGAGAGGCAGAAUACGUCAAUGAUAUACCACCGCAGCCUCGGGAGGUCUUCUGUGCAUUCGUUCACACUAUUUUCGCCAGUGGAAAAAUUAAAAAUAUCGAUGCCUCAGAAGCUUUGGCGAUGAAGGGCGUCGUAGCUUUCCUCACAGCCAAGGAUGUCCCCGGAAAAAAUCUCGCUAUCGAUUCCGCGAACAAGGACCCAAUGAAUCCCUCCGACGAAAAGCUAUUCGCUGACGGAGAUGUCGAGUUCGCAGGACAGCCCAUUGGUCUCAUCUGCGCCGAGACGAAUGCUCUAGCUCAUGAAGCCGUGAAGAAGGUGAAGGUCACGUAUACAGACUCCUUCAAGAAAAAGCCGAUAAUAACGAAUCAAGACGCCAUCGACUCCGGUGAUAAAACUAGAAUCAAUGAAGUGGCGAACUUACCUGCUGACCGACAAGGCCCGAAUCCGGUUCAGAAGGUGAUAAAAGGUACAUUCAAUUGUGGAGCACAGUAUCAUUUCACGAUGGAGCCACAGACCUGCGUUUGCAUCCCAACAGAGGAUGGACUAGACGUUUAUCCAGCCUCUCACUUCGUAGAUCUCGUCCAGACUUCCAUUGCUUCAGCCCUGGGAAUCCCCAACAACAGCAUCAACAUCAAAGUAAGAAGACUUGGGGGUUCCUACGGUGCAAAACUAUCCCGAAACACGUGGAUCAGUUGCGGAUGUGCCGUUGCAGCACGUGUCUUGAAUCGUCCAGCUCGUCUAAUCAUGACCAUCGAGAGUAACAUGACAAUAAUAGGAAAAAGAUUUCCAGUCAAGCAUGACUACGAGAUUGGCGUUGAUGCUGAUGGAGUGAUUCAGUACCUCAAACAGGAGAGUUGGCACAACGCUGGGGCCUCAUUCAACGAUCCCAUUGCCCAGCAGAGUAUCAUGCACUCUUUCUCGUGUUACGAUAAGACGACGUGGACGUCUGUGGGAAAUGAAGUUCAUACUGAUGUCCCUUCCAACACUUAUUGCAGAGCCCCAGGAUCCACUGAGGGAGUGGCGAUGGCGGAGAAUAUGAUGGAAAAUAUAGCAGAAGCACUUGGCAAGGAUCCAGUGGAAAUUCGCGUUAAAAAUAUGAAUGAGACUGAUAAAGUGCCUCUGACUGAAAUGAUUGAGGAUAUAAAACAAACGUCGGACUACACCGCUCGAGUGGAGGCUGUCAGAAUGUUCAAUAGAGAGAACAGAUGGAAGAAGAGAGGCAUCAGUCUAAUGCCCAUGAAGUAUCCCCUGGAGAUAGGAGGACCUUGGAAUGCUCUGAUAUCGGUUUAUCCGAGGGAUGGAACGGUGGCUGUACUUCAUGGAGGCAUCGAAGUCGGUCAGGGAAUAAACACUAAGGUCUCUCAGGUUGCAGCUCACACUCUGGGGAUUGACCUUGACAUGAUAAAUGUUAAACCCACGAAUAAUCUUGCAGCACCAAAUAAUUCUGUCACCGGGGGAAGCAUCACGACGGAAUGUGCAGCAAACGUAAUGGUACCAGCUGAUUCUUCGAGAGGCUAUCCAAUUUACGCUGUAGCUGUUACUGAAGUAGAAGUCGAUGUGCUGACAGGACAACACAUCAUUCGUCGUGUCGAUCUCCUAGAGGACGUCGGUAUAAGUAUGAAUCCAGAGAUCGAUAGAGGACAGGUGGAAGGGGCUUUCGUCAUGGGAUCGGGUUAUUGGACAUCUGAGGAUCUCAUCUACAAUCCCAAGAAUGCACUUCUCGUCAAUAAUCGAACUUGGAAUUAUAAACCACCUGGUGCUAAGGAUAUCCCAGUCGAUUUUAGAGUUGCGUUUAGAAAAAAAUCGCCAAAUCCUGUGGGAGUGCUGCGUUCAAAAGCAAUCGGAGAACCGCCACUCUGCAUGAGCUACAGUGUUUUACUAGCAUUGAGAAAUGCCCUGAAUUCAGCGAGAAAGGAUGCCGGAAACACCGAGCCUUGGUAUGAGUUUGAUGGACCAGCCACUACUGAGAAUAUAUUGAAGACCAGUCUCACUUGCGGAGAUCUCAUGGGACUGUAAUGGGAAGUUAUCCUCUCGAGGAUAAAUUUCUGGGAAAAUUUUCUACAAAAAAUUACUUUUUACCAAGUGAAAACUUGAAACGUUUUCAGAAUAUUAUAUAUGUAAUAAUACCUAUAAAUAUUAUUUGAUAUGAAAUAUUAUAUGAUGCAUAGUAUCUUCAGUAUAUGGAAAUAUAUAGAAAAGUAUGUAUAUCAUGAGUUAUGUCAUCCAUAAAUACAAUUUCUUAUUGGAA
Messenger RNA from Fopius arisanus, 4141 nucleotides. RefSeq names its product indole-3-acetaldehyde oxidase. Gene Ontology annotation, molecular function: 2 iron, 2 sulfur cluster binding; FAD binding; oxidoreductase activity. The coding region runs from base 223 to 3909 and encodes 1228 amino acids. The transcript has 22 exons. The record is from RefSeq and is a predicted model, not a curated record. NCBI's taxonomy places the organism in Eukaryota, Metazoa, Arthropoda, Insecta, Hymenoptera, Braconidae.